AACUUGUUAGGGUUGUGUUUAACUGUUAGGGUCGUUCAUUCACCUCACCUCUCAAUGGGCAAAAAAUCAAAUCUUACCGGCUUAUCUCGUUUCCUGCCACACGAUUUUCUCACUGAUCCAAACGCUGCUAGCCUUCCAGAGAAAUCACAAAGUCAGAGCAGGCCUGCAAAGAAAUGCAAAACGGAUACCCUUGAUCCUGUUCGCGCAAGAUACGAUGCCACUGCCCUUGUUCCACACUACACCACCGCUCACGAGGUUCCGGAAAACCUUCAGAAAUAUUUUUCGCAACGAAAACGUUACUUUUCUUUAUACGACCAAGGAUGUCUAUUAGAUGAAGAAGGCUGGUAUAGCGUGACACCUGAAAGCAUCGGCGUCCAAAUCGCAGAGCGUUGUCGAUGCGAUACGAUCCUCGAUCCUUUCUGUGGCGUCGGAGGAAAUGCAAUUGCUUUUGCAAAAACCUGCGAGCAUGUCAUUGCUCUGGACAUCUCUCCAAUACGACUCGCUUUGGCUCGUCAUAACGCUGCCAUCUACGGUGUUGCAGACCGCAUUGAGUUUAUACUUGCAGAUUAUAUCUCUUUUGCGAACGCAUAUCUUUCGCGACCACACCAAACGCGCAAGAUUGAUGUUGUCUUCUUGAGUCCCCCUUGGGGUGGCCCAGGAUACAUUUCUCCUUCCGAAACUUCCAAAAACCUUGUCUCUGCUGACGACAAUGCGGACCAGGAUGAUGAACUAGAGACACGCUCACAGUAUAGCCUCUCGAGGAUACAGCCGAUACACGGAGCUGAUCUAUUUCGCCUGACAAAGCGGAUCUCUGAAAAUAUUGCCUACUUCCUUCCCAGAAACACGGACCUGAAUGAAAUAUCCGCCCUAGGCCUGCUCGAAAAAGACGAACGCGCCGCCACCAAUGACGAGUCUCGAAUGAUUGAAGUGGAGGAAGAGUGGAUGGGGUCGAAGUUGAAAGCUCUGACUUGUUAUUUUGGUGGUCUGGUUGCCGGGCAAGAACAUGUAUUCUGACUUCACAUCGCCAGAACUGCAAUGCAAACACAUCCCUUGGCUGCGCAUUCUUGUUGAUGUAUCAAAGUAAGUUGUGCAAAGUGAAGUGAAGUGCAUUACACUUCGAGAUUUCAAUUC
Suillus clintonianus is the source of this 1131-nucleotide messenger RNA. RefSeq names its product Tgs1 protein. Gene Ontology annotation, cellular component: nucleus. Bases 55 to 1014 code for a protein of 319 amino acids. Gene Ontology annotation, biological process: 7-methylguanosine RNA capping; 7-methylguanosine cap hypermethylation. Lineage: Eukaryota; Fungi; Basidiomycota; Agaricomycetes; Boletales; Suillaceae. The record is from RefSeq and is a predicted model, not a curated record. The transcript has 3 exons. Gene Ontology annotation, molecular function: RNA cap trimethylguanosine synthase activity.